UGCAAAGGAACCAGGGUGUCCAACCAUCAACAAAGCUUACUUAACCAGUGGCUAAUGAUAACAGUGUAAAGAAUUUUACUUCUGGCAGUGCUACCAAAAACUUAAUGAAUACUGGAAUACAAAACAACAGUGAAGUUAAAACAUCAGCAGAGCCAAGAAAACCAGUAACAAAAUCGGGCCCAAUAAAUUUUGCUAAAGCUGUUACAACCAAAAUGCAAAACACCAAAGAAGAAGAAGUUGAGAACAUCUGGGAAUCUGUUCCAAAGAAAAAGCCCAAAAACAGUUUUCCAUUCGGUGAUAGACCAAAGUUAUACAAGGAGGAGGAAGUCCCAGAGAGACCUGUUCUUACCACGAACUACGCCAACCUGAUACCUCCCCCAGGAGUCCAUGCCUCCCCUCAGAAGACAGAAAAGGAAUCCUGGGACGACGACGAACAGUAUCUGUACGUGUCCUCCAAACUACCCACCGCUGCUAGAGAGUGCUACCGGUGGAAGACCAGUGCCAAAGUCGUGAUGUCUGCAAAUGAAAACAGGAACAAUUCCGCCCAUCCCAGUGCUUUGGAGCAAGAAUCAAAAACACUAUCUUGUAAAGAACAUAGCUCAAGUGUUGAGGAUGGAAAGAAAAAUGAUGUAAAAUUGAAUCAAACUGAUUUACAAAGAAAUAGACCUGAUAUGCCUAGGUUUGUGCCUGGAAGUGGAUCUUUAAAACUUAGUGGCAAGAAAGAUGUAAAUGGAAAUAUUAAGGAAGAAAAAGACCAACCAGAACCAAAAAGGCUAGAAACCCUUGGUCCAAUAAGGCCAUUGAUCAUCAAUCUGGUGAUCCAAGACCUAACGCUGAGUGCGCCAAAGCCAUGGCACCCUUACAGAAUAAUCUUCAAGGUUUCAAUCCCCAGGGUAAUUCUAAGAAGGUUGAGGAGUCAACAGUUCCGAGAGCUGGAGCAAUUACUUAAUAAUCAAAAUACCAAUGAUUAUUGGAAUGUUACCAAUAUUACAAGGAAAUCUGUGCAAGUCGAGAAAGAAGUAGAGGUUAAGAAGUCACCUGACUCAUUGUCAUCAUUACAUGGUACACAGGACAAGUCUUCCAUCCAAUCAAGAGAGACCACAAAGCCUCUGAACCAAUCAGAAGAGAAGACUGAAUCCCUGAUAGCUUCAUUGCAGCGGAAGGCAUAUCAGAUGACCACUUCUAGCAGCGGCUCCUCUGGUGCUGUACAUGACUACUGGGCUAUUCCUACAAAACAACCAAUCAAAACAGAGAAUCCUAACAGUCCUUCUGAAUUUUUUAUAUCUCAAUGUGACAGAUAA
Messenger RNA from Saccostrea cuccullata (small rock oyster), 1301 nucleotides. RefSeq lists its product as uncharacterized. The record is from RefSeq and is a predicted model, not a curated record. The transcript is spliced from 4 exons. Lineage: Eukaryota; Metazoa; Mollusca; Bivalvia; Ostreida; Ostreidae. Bases 105 to 1301 code for a protein of 398 amino acids.